GAUUGUUAAAUUACAUAUUUAAAAUGAGCAUAUUACUGCGUCGUAAUUCGAGCCAGCUGCGCUUGCUGCAGCGCCUGGGCGCAACGUCAACCGAAAUCACGCGGCUCGCCUCAGAUAACAAUACAACUGCAUCUACUACAUCUACUACUACGACAACAACCACAACAGCAGCGACUACAACAAAAACAUCGUCGUCGACAAGCAAAAGGGUCGCUGCUGUGGCUGACGCUGAUAUCAAGAAAUCUGUUUUCAUCUCCCAAUCGAAUGACAUCUACACGAAUCUAGCUCUCGAGGAUUGGCUCUAUAGGAACUUUGACUUUAGCCAUCAUCAUGUCUUGCUGCUGUGGGCCAAUCAGCCAUGCGUCGUCAUUGGCCGCCAUCAGAAUCCCUUCACCGAGGCGAAUGUGUCCAAGCUAAUGGAACGUGGCAUUACGCUCGCGCGUCGCAACAGCGGCGGCGGCGCCGUCUACCAUGAUCCGGGCAAUCUCAACUGCACGUUCUUUACGCCCCGCGAGCGCUACGAUCGCAAGUACAAUCUGAAUAUUGUGACGCGUUCGCUGUUCCGCGAGUGGGCCAUCAAGGCGGAGAUCAACGAUCGCGACGAUAUUGUUAUCGCCAACAAAAAGAUUUCGGGCACGGCUGCGAAAUUGGGUCGUCCCAAUGCCUAUCAUCAUUGCACCAUUUUGGCCACGGCCAACAAGUUGCAUCUGAGCGAGUCGCUGGUUAAGGAGAAGGCCAAUUAUAUUAGCCGCGCCACGGCAUCGGUGCCAUCGCCCAUACGCAAUCUGGCCGAUGUGAAUCGGAACGUGAAUGUGCAGCAGCUGCUUUCGGCCGUGGGCUAUGAGUAUUUGCGGACCGCAGCAACGGCCCUGGAGGAUGGCGGCAGCACGCAGACAAUGAACCAGCGUGGCUUUCAGCUGAUCAAUCCCACGGAGAAAUGGUUCCCCGGCAUCAACGAGCUGCGUGCCAAUUUUAGCUCCUGGGAUUGGGUCAUUGGCAAGACGCCGAAAUUUACUGUCGAAAAGGAGCUCGAGCUGAAGGGCAAUGAGAGUGGCAUGAAGCUCAAGCUGAAUGUCGAAGUGGAAGCUGGUCUGAUGACUAAAAUCUCUCUUCAGCUGCCGCAAAGCGAACAGCUGGUCCCGGUGGUUACUCCGCUGCAGGGCCAGGCAUACAACGAGAAGAACCUGAACGGCAUCAUGGACGCCCUCAAGUUGGUCUCCACCUCGAAUGUGCAGCAGGCGAUGAACGGCUCGAUUUGAUAUUUGAUCUGCUAAUCCUAUACAUUUGACGCCUUUGUUUUUGGCCUUUUUAUUAUUAUAUAGUUGCAACUUUGCUUUAUAAACAUAUUAUGAUCUAUAACUGAUCUAAAUACCUGAACUAACAUAGCACGUAAGUACAUUAACAACUUCUACAAAUAACACAACACAUUUUAUAUCAAUUUGCAAUAAAUGCUCUAAAUGAAAUGUA
Messenger RNA from Drosophila navojoa, 1467 nucleotides. It is a transcript of the gene Lipt1, whose product is annotated as Lipoyltransferase 1. Gene Ontology annotation, cellular component: mitochondrion; cytoplasm. Gene Ontology annotation, biological process: protein lipoylation. The record is from RefSeq and is a predicted model, not a curated record. NCBI's taxonomy places the organism in Eukaryota, Metazoa, Arthropoda, Insecta, Diptera, Drosophilidae. Gene Ontology annotation, molecular function: lipoyltransferase activity.